GUACUAGUACAGCGGUGAGUGACAGUCCCGCUUCACGGUAGCUGCUCCGCUCCUCUCCUCCCAACAACACCACUACAAGACCGGCGCCGAGCAGGGCAGGGAGACAGACAGACCGAGAGACGGGCAGCGGGAUGGGCCCUGGUCACUGUGGUGUGCAGUAAAUGGGAUUAAACCGCUCAGACAGCGCUUGGGAACACGAGCAGCUGUAGUAGUAGCUUAGUAAGUGGAGAGUAGGGGGAGCUCCGCGCUGAGCUGCGCCGCAUGUGCUCGCCCGUGUGGAAAACUUGCGCCGGCCCGUCCGUCACAGAGAAGAACAACCAAAAGAAGAGGCAAACUAACCGAAGCUGUAGCUGCAAACAACCCCUGGUCCAGGUUUAAUCUCCGGGACACUUGGCAGCGACCCCUCUGCCUCCCCUCUCACAUGCCUGCGUUGAUGUGGGGAAGAGGGAGGGGAGAGGAGCCGGGGGAUGUUUGAAUUACCUCUCUAAACUUGCAUAAAUACAGCUAGGGAACUAAAAAAAGAGGUCGCGUUUGUUUGUGUGUGGGGGAUAAGGGAGAUAUCGGGGUGUCAUGGAGAGCCAAGCGGGCGAGCACCAGAGCUGCGAGGACGUGCGGAAGAGCGGCUAUCUCCGCAAGCAGAAGUCCAUGCACCGGCGGUACUUCGUGCUCCGCGCCGCCUCGGAGCGCGGCCCGGCCCGCCUGGAGUACUACGAGAACGAGAAGAAAUUCCGCGGCAAGGCCCCCGUCCCGAAGAAAGCCGUAGCGCUGGAGACGUGCUUCAACAUCAACAAGCGGGCCGACUCCAAGAACAAGCACAUGAUCGUGCUGUACACGCGGGCCGAGAGUUUCGCCGUCGCCGCGGAGAACGAGGCGGACCAGGACGAGUGGUACCAGGCCAUGGUGGACCUUCAGUGCAGAAGUAAGAACCCAAUUGACAGCGGGGCUGCGGGGGACUAUGGAGUGCCCAAUCCCGGGCCUGCUUUCAAAGAAGUGUGGCAGGUAAAGGUGUGGCCCAAAGGCCUGGGUCAAGCCAAGAACUUGGUGGGCAUCUACCGCCUUUGCCUGACUGACAAGACAGUCAACUUUGUCAAGCUCAACUCUGAUGCUGCUGCUGUGGUGCUGCAGCUGAUGAACGUCCGACGCUGCGGCCAUUCAGAAAACUUCUUCUUCGUUGAGGUGGGACGCUCUGCCGUUACAGGCCCGGGCGAGUUCUGGAUGCAGGUGGAUGAUUCUGUGGUGGCCCAGAACAUGCAUGAAACCUUGCUAGAGGCCAUGAAAGCACUGAGCGAAGAGUUCCGCCAACGCAGCAAGUCCCAGUCGAACUCCGGCCCUGGAGGAGGUUCUACUGCUUCUAACCCCAUCAGUGUUCCCUCACGCCGCCACCACCCAAACCCGCCUCCCAGCCAGGUGGGCUUCACCCGCCGGCCCCGAACUGAGCCUCCUGGAGGAGCUAAUGGUGGAGCAGGGGUCAGCAGUGCCAACGCCUCUCCCACCCCACGGCAUAGCUUUCCGAGGUCUCGCACUGCCAGUGAUGGGGGAAAAGGUGAGGAAGGGAUAGCAGGGACCACACCACUCCAGGGGCGGAGUUCCAGCCCCUCCACCAAUGGCUCCUGCUCCACCACCCCAGUCCUCAGGUCAAAGUCAGUCCGUUCUGCACCCACUACAGCUGCUAAAACUCCUCUUGGGUUGAUGCGCUCCAUAUCCACCCCGGCGCCGUCUCCUGCCCCAAGCCUCUCCUCCAGCUCUGGGCAUGGCUCUGAGUUUGGAGGUGUAACAUCCUCUGCCAGUGCUGGUCCGUGUGGUGCCUACAGUCGUGUCCCUUCCCAUCACGAGUCUGUCUCUUGCUCCCCCAGUGACUAUGGCUCCUCAGACGAGUAUGGCUCUAGUCCUGGGGAGCACACGCUCCUCCCCUCCCCAAGCCUCCCUGGAAGCUCAGUUGGUAGCGUCGGCAGCCAGUCACUUGGCGAGGAAGGAGCCAAUUAUAUCCUAAUGGGCCAACGUAGUGGUGGUGUCAGCGGUGGCAACAGUAAUCAAGGAAGCUUGAAAUCCAGCUCGCUGCCAGCGCCAGAAACAUCAGCCUCUGGCUCCCAACCCCAGACCAAGAGAGUGCUGCGCCGUUCCUCUAGCCGUGAAUGUGAAGCUGAACGUAGGCUGCUGAGCAAGCGGGCUUCAUUACCUCCUAUGGCUCUGGAGAGGCUGGCCCCACGCCAGCGCAAAGCUGAGGAGCCAGCAGAUGAAGAUUCAGCCGAUUAUGCCAUCAUGUCGAGAAGCACCAGCCGCGAAUCCUUUACUUCCACCUCCUCUUCCACACUGAGGGAAUCUGUCGUGGGUGCGGGGUCAGCAGGGGGAGGAGGAGGGUACUUGGAUGUGGCAGGUGAAUUAAAAAAUGAUGGGGGUGGAGGAGCAAGUAGUAGUGUAGAUAUGGGUAUGGACAAUGGAUACAUGUCCAUGCUGCCUGGUGUCACUCAGCCUCCAGUAUCCCUGUCCCAAUCAUUGGCCGUCUCUGUCCCAGACUCAGAUUCCAAACCUGCUGAUGAUUACAUGGCCAUGACCCCUAACAACAGCGUUUCCCCUCCCCAGCAGAUCCGGCCUCCACCAGCUUCUGAUGGCUAUAUGAUAAUGUCUCCCAAUAGCAGCUGCUCUCCUGACCAGCGGGGAGGUCUCUCUGGAGGGGCCUGGGUGGGCAGUGGCAGUGCAGACAGCAGGGCAGGCAGUGAUUAUAUGAACAUGUCUCCAAUCAGCGCACGUUCUGUAAAUGGCAGUCCCCCACCUCCUGAGCACACCAUUCAUUUGGAGACCAGUUCUCAACAGCAAGCACCUAAGAUGGUGUAUUCAUACUAUUCUCUUCCCCGUUCAUACAAACACAACCCCUCCGCUGGACACUUUGACGAUGGACCUGGACGAGGCAGAAGGCCCAACGGGAGUUGUAGUAGGGGAAUGGGUGGAGGUAGGACUACGGGAGGGCCUCAGGAGCAACCAGCAGCGGGCAAUUCAGGGGUUGGACGCCACCUGUCACUCUCCUCUUCCUCAUAUUCCUCCAGCUCAGCCAGCAGCGAAAGCCUCGGGGAGAGCGAGGACCGAGCUACCCAUUCAGUUAGCACCAUGGCUGGGGGAGCUCAGUCCAAAGAUGGCAGUAAGCUGCAGCAGAGACGGAGCUCUGGUGGAUUGUCCAAGCAGGGUAGCCAUACUAAAAGCAGACCAGUGAGCCUGUUUGUUGAUGUAUCCAAGGCUAACACCCUUCCUAGGGUUCGUGAGAAUCCCCUGCCCCCAGAACCAAAGAGCCCUGGGGAGUAUGUAAGCAUCGAGUUUAAGGGGGACAAGUGCAGUCAGACUGGAUUUGGAGGAGGGCGGGGUAGGGGUCUCAGGCAUGGCUUAUCACUGCCUCAAGGCUCAAGCAGCAAGCAUUCUCAACACAGGCCAGCUUCUUGCUUAGGGAACUUUAUCCCCCUCUCCCGUAGCCCCUCUGCCCCCAUCACUCCCCCUUCUGCCUCUGAGUAUGUUAACAUGGACCUGGGCCCUUCUCCGUCCCCCUCACCCCUCUCACUUAAUCCACUAGUUUUCCCCUCUUUCCAUACUCCUCCGACACCUCCAACCCUUGCUCAUGCCCCCAAAGCAUGUGAUGAAGGUACUACUGGCCCUUGUGAAGAGGGGGCUGAAGUGGCUGAGGCCCCACUUAGGAAAAGCAGAGACAGUGUUCCAUCAAUGAAUGAGUCUGAUUCCCCAACAUCCUGUGGAGACUACACAGAGAUGGCCUUUAGCUUGAAUAGCAGCACCGUCCCUAGGUCAUCAUCCAGUGUCUCCCCUAAUGCCCCUUCCCCCACCAGGACUGAUCCUUCUGUUCCAGUGCUAUCUCGGGGUCUAGACUUCUCCCUAGCCAAACCAGGAACCAACCCAGACCAUGGGGCUAAAGUUAUCCGGGCCGACCCCCAAGGACGCAGACGGCACUGCUCAGAAACCUUCCUUGCCUCGCCUUCCCUCCCCACUUCUACCUCUAGUUCCUCUUCUUCCACUGCCUCCCUCUUUCCAGAACACGCCCAAGCUGUGGCCCGCCGGCUGGGAUUUGAAAGCAUGCUAUGGGGGAAUGGUGCUGUGACUGAUAACCCCACUCAGUUCGCCCUCCCUGGACAGCAGUCCCUUCCAACAAACAGUCAGACUUCGUCCACAGAGCAAGGCCUUAACUACAUAGACUUGGACUUGGCCAACAAAGAGAGCCCCCAUUUGGGCCUGGAUGGACCCUCAGGUAGCCAAGCCCCCUCUCGCCUCUUCUCUGUACUGGGUGGAGGUUCUGGGGUCGGGGGAGUAAGCGCAGCAGUCAGCAGCAGCAGCAGCAGCAGCUCCAGCCUCAACACUUACGCCAGCAUCGACUUCUACAAAUCAGAGGAGCUGCGGACCCACCAGAGUGGAAGCAAGGAGGGAACAGAGUGCUGAUGUCAGUGUGUCGUCCUUCGGGAAACAAUCUGGUACCGCUCAGAGAGCCUCAGAGCUCCGCCUGUUCCUUUUGUGACAACCAAUCACACCGAGAGAGCAGCUGGAUCGUACACACCCCUGAAGCACUUUGAUAGAGAUUGAUUGAACGCAUUUUUUUUCUCCUUCACUUUCAUCUUGUUGGUUAUGGAAACCAAUGGGGAUGUGUGCCAAAUGACGUUCUUGAAAAAGCCAUUUGCUGCUCUCAUUCCUUGAGUGAAAGCCAAUCAGAGAAGGGUACAAAAAAAAUUAUGGAGAUCGGAGAGAAAAACUCAUAAUCAUUACGACUGGUGGCUGACUAGUGUAUGAAAAAGAAAAUAAAAACAAUUAUAUAUCAGCUCAAAAAGUGCCUCAUUUUCAGAUUGUAGCCAUUUUACGAAGAACUCCAACUUAGCCUCAACUAACUGAGGCACUGGGUAUUUUUUUGUGCUUGAUUUGAUGUAGUUACAACAAAAAAAACAGCAGAAGAUAUAAAGUGGGAAGCACUGGUGUGAGCUUUUGCCGCGUUCAUGUCACAUGGGAUGAAUUGCAGAAAGAUUCCAAUGUUAAUAUGUGAGCAACAGUUUUAUGAUUACAGAGUUGGUCGUGUGAGGGUUAAAAAUACUACGCAAUGGUCAAUUUAACACUGUAUCCACAAAAUUUGGGCUUAUUUACCUUGAAUGACAGACUCUGGCUCACAUGUUGCAUUCUUAAGUAUUUCGACUACAUUUGUUUGUCAUUGCGCGCCAAGUUGGAUAUAAAACUCUUAACAUUCAUAAUUCAUAACUUGGAUGUAGACAAGAACAACAUUUACAAGUCGAAACCUGGAAAUCACAAUAAAUCUGAUAUGACAUUAAUGCAGCAUUUUCACUAACAUUAAUAAUGAUAAUGGUACUAGCAAUCUGCUGGCCUUCCUGUCUACUGUGAGAAAUAUUAGCGUAGCCGCUGUUAGCACUCCGUCAAUCCUCGUUUUCUCUUUCUUCUGACUUUUUAACAGAGCCACACACCUGAAGUAUUAAACACACGUGCUUGAAACAAAAGGCACUUGUUGCAGGGGAUUCAGUAGCUUGCUAGUAAGCUAAAGCCAGCUAGGUCAGAUUAAGAUAUUAGCAUCGAGCCAGGACGUAAAUUAACUGUCCUGCUGACAACAGCUCAGAGCAAGACCCCUGAUAUAGAGAAAAGCAAUCCCAUUAGUGCUAUUAGCUCCAGACACGUAUGUCUCACUUAAUCUUCUUCGUCUCAGGAUGCUAAAUAACAUACAGUACAUACAGUAGAGGAUAGAGACCCUAUCUAUAGCCAUGCUUAUGCUAGCUCAGCACACUGAUUUUAGCGCCGGAAAGCUAGUCAAGUUUUUAUUUCAAUACUGUCAGUAUGAAAUAAUAAAUGAAACUGCUAAUCUGUUCUCAGUCUUUUAUACGUUAAGUUAGCAAACAUUUUAAGAAGAACGACUUUACAGUUUUUAAUUUUCAAACUGGUUGAAUUGAAAGUGAUUUGACCCUUAAUCCUUCUUCUAAGACUCUUUGUUUCUGUCUCCCUACUUUCUGUCUUUCGCUUGGCUCUUACUUUAAUCUCCGCUAUGCAUCAGCACUUAAGUGCCUGUCUAUCCUUUUUAUCUGUCUGUGUCUCUGCCCCGUCUUAGCAGCUAGCACUAAAUAGGGCUGUCCUAGCAGGAAAUAUCAAGUCUAUUUUUGUCUGUUUUGGCUGUACAGUUCUCAUAAAAUAACUUGUUUAUGUUUGUUCGGUGUGACAAUGAUCUAUCAGAUGACUUGACCGACAGCCAUGGCGCUAACCGGAGGACUUUCGGACUGUUUCUCUUUGCCGCUAAUGGAGGACUUAAUUGUCGCAGGGCUGUCCGUGCCAAAUCCCUACAACAACAAAAAAAGACUAAGCUCCGACAGCACCUCAAGAAGCAACCUUCAGCUCCCAAAUCUGGACUUAGUGCUUUGUUUUGUUUUAAAAAUGUAAUCUUUUGUGUUCCCCCGUUGUUUUAUUUGCAGUGUGGGGGAAGAAACUGUGACAUAUCUCGCCUCGCAUUCUGCUUGUGACGUGACUCUCGGAGAUGAAGGUCAUAGUGAAGACUUGCGUAUGCUUUAACCUUGAAUUUGCCUACAAGUCUGACCAGAGGAGAAAAGAAAUAUAUGACCAGAGAGAGAGAAAAGGCCACCACGGAAAACAACAACAAAAACCUAAUGUUAAAUACAUGUGCAUCUAUGUAGCUAUAAAUUGUACUCGUGUGUUUGUCUGUCUGCCUGCCUUGGGAAGUUCAUGAACUUUCCCAUUCUGGUCACAUGACUGUCGGGGGGCCUAGAGCAUAACAAUACAGCUUUAUUAUGAGCAGAUUGGGAUCUGGGGUUGGAAUUGCCACUAAUAGCAGUUACAAAUGCAGAAGUGGAAAAGAAACAAUUAGACUUCAAGCCAGAUUCAGCACAUAAAUCCAUGCUUUCAUGCAGACUUGCAGGCAAACACAUGGGGAUUAGUUGAAAUGUUUCUAAUGUCUUUUGGAGAUGUUCUCAUGUUGAAACUCGGCAGUUUUCAGCAAAACACAAAUGCUCGAGGGUACUUGUAGUUUAGAAAGAAAGAAAGAGAGCGCCCAAACUGACUUGCUUACACUACCAUCCUGCCAUUUAGAGCCCUGUUCACGCUCUGAGCAUCUCAUGAACUUUUGAAACAAACGUUUUUUACUUUAUCAAAUCUGCCUGCAGUCUGGAAAAUCCUUUGACUGUUUGUGGCGAAGUGCUCGAUGGUCACAGCCACCUGUGAUAAAAGUUCUUUUGGGAAAGCUCAGCCAUUCAAGACUUUUAAGUGGCUGUAUGAUUUAAUUCAUUGCGAGUUUGGAGAUGUUCAUAAAAUGUGCAGGAACGUGUUGCUGCUGUUCUAAAUUGUUAUGUCUCUUGCUCCUGUUCCCCUGAGGGAUGGUACUGAAUGGGAAUAUUGUGAGAUUUGCCAUUGAUGUAGACAGUUUUACUUCUGUUGCUUAAGAAAAAAAAAAUCUUGACUAAAAGGAAAAAAAGUCAAACAACAAAAGGA
This is a messenger RNA of Micropterus salmoides (largemouth bass), 7470 nucleotides long. RefSeq names its product insulin receptor substrate 1-B. The transcript has 4 exons. Gene Ontology annotation, molecular function: insulin receptor binding; phosphatidylinositol 3-kinase binding. Gene Ontology annotation, biological process: insulin receptor signaling pathway. The coding region runs from base 571 to 4428 and encodes 1285 amino acids. The record is from RefSeq and is a predicted model, not a curated record. Gene Ontology annotation, cellular component: plasma membrane; cytosol. Lineage: Eukaryota; Metazoa; Chordata; Actinopteri; Centrarchiformes; Centrarchidae.